AUGAUAUCGAAGAGCGUACUUUGCUUCCCCAUCUUCAGCCUUGUUGCCGUCGCCAUCAUCAUCAUCAUCAUCACCACCAUCGUGGUGAUGUUUGUGAUGAUCGCCUUUGUCACCAUGGUGAUGAUGGUGAUGGUGGUGGUGGUGGUUGUGGUGGUGAUUCCCACCAUGACCCUCGUGUUUUCCAUUCUCAUCUAG
This is a messenger RNA of Penicillium oxalicum, 195 nucleotides long. RefSeq lists its product as uncharacterized. The record is from RefSeq and is a predicted model, not a curated record. The coding region runs from base 1 to 195 and encodes 64 amino acids. NCBI's taxonomy places the organism in Eukaryota, Fungi, Ascomycota, Eurotiomycetes, Eurotiales, Aspergillaceae. The transcript has a single exon.